Magnolia sinica is the source of this 938-nucleotide messenger RNA. Its product is annotated as extensin-2-like. Lineage: Eukaryota; Viridiplantae; Streptophyta; Magnoliopsida; Magnoliales; Magnoliaceae. Bases 106 to 687 code for a protein of 193 amino acids. The transcript has 4 exons. The record is from RefSeq and is a predicted model, not a curated record.
CUCCCUCCCCAUGCAACACAUGAACUUUGUUACGUACAAGUUCUCCAUUACAUUCAAUAGCCCAGAUUGAAAGCCUUCCGGUGGCCCACCUUCGAGUCGCCGGACAUGGGGACCCUGGAAAAGGCCCACCAAUUGCAAUGCUCGAUCUUGGCCAUCAUAGCCGUAUGUUUGAUGGCCACAAACGUGGUGGCCCAUGAGCCUUUUUGGUACCCUAUAUAUUUUCCACCACCAUCACCUUAUAACUACAAAUGGCCGCCCCUGUUCCCACCGCUGCCACACUACUAUAACUCGCCGCCUCCACCGCCAUACUAUUAUAAUUCACCGCCCCCACCACCGCCGUACCUGAAGAAGUCCUCGCCCCCACCAUCGCCGUACCAGAAGAAGUCCUCGCCCCCACCACCGCCAUACUACUAUAAAUCACCGCCCCCACCCUCACCGUCCCCACCGCCUCCAUACUAUUACAAGUCCCCACCCCCACCAUCACCAUCCCCACCACCUCCCUACUACUACAAAUCGCCGCCACCUCCAUCGCCAUCACCUCCACCUCCUUACUAUUACAAAUCACCACCACCACCAUCGCCAUUGCCUCCUCCUCCUUACUACUACAUGUCACCGCCUCCUCCAUCGUGGUCUCCACCACCUCCAUAUUACUACAAAUCACCGCCGCCUCCUGAAGGAUACUACUAGCAAUACCAUUAGCUUCAUUUCAUUGGUGUAGUCAUGUUUGGAUGCCCAAGUGGAUUGAAUUGCAAACAUAAUGUUCAAUCAAAAGGAAAUUUAUCUUCAUUUUAUUAGAUUGCAAUCUAAUUCGAUGGUGCAUCCAAACGUGCCAAACCCAUUGUUUCUUUAUCUAUUUGCAUUAAGUAGAGAGGUUUGCCAGAGUGAGUGAUUCUAAGGAAGUUUGUUUUCUAAGUCAGUUAUCACAAAUUCUAGAGCUG